UUCGCGAGCGCAGCAACCACUCAGCCGGCGCCGAGCGAUGGAGCGGUCUGCGGCGUGAGCACCGGGAGCUCAGACCGGAGAAGGGCGAGCGGGGACAGCCACAGCAGGUGGAAAUCAGACCCAGAGCCAACCGAGCGAGAAGAAAGUACCUGAGCGCCGCUUCUCCUCCACCCCGGCAGCUAACGAGAACUACUUUUACCCUCCUCGUAAAAGAGAGACUGGGGGAAGGCGAAGGCGGUCUGUGUUCUUAGGAGGGCUUCAGAGAAUCCCGAACAGGGCUAGCCGCCGCCCGGUACACCGAGCACAGCCAUCCUGGGCUUCUGAAGAUAAACCCUUUCCGGAGAAUUCCAGCUGGAGUCGCUGGUACCGUUCUAUUUUUGUAUUUAAAUAUAUGUGCUCUUCGCCUCCCUUCUAAAAACACGGCCGGUUUUUUGGUAGCAGGAGUGACACGUGUCGGUACAGAGUGGGAAUAUUUACAGCUCGCUCGCUCUCUCUCAUUUGCUGUCACUUUCGGAGGGUAGGCGCGUUCCCUGUUUCUGAAACGGGCGUGUUAUUUGGAAACUCUUGUUUUUCUGCCUACCUGCACAUUUACACGCGCGAGCGUUUAGCAAGAGUGAGCUCUUUUUAGCUUUUGGAGAUCCGAACCCUAGGGAGGAAAGAUGGAAAAGGGGGCUCGACAGCGAAACAACACCGCCAAGAACCACCCGGGUGAGAGCAGAUCCGACACCAGCCCGGAGGCCGAGGCUGGCUCGGGAGGGGGCGGAGUAGCCCUGAAGAAAGAGAUCGGAUUGGUCAGCGCCUGUGGUAUCAUCGUAGGGAACAUCAUCGGCUCUGGGAUCUUUGUCUCACCAAAGGGUGUGCUGGAGAACGCUGGCUCUGUGGGCCUUGCUCUCAUCGUCUGGAUCGUGACAGGUAUCAUCACAGCUGUAGGAGCCCUCUGCUACGCUGAGCUGGGUGUCACCAUCCCUAAAUCUGGAGGUGACUACUCCUACGUCAAGGACAUCUUCGGAGGACUGGCUGGGUUCCUGAGGCUAUGGAUUGCUGUGCUGGUGAUCUACCCCACCAACCAAGCUGUCAUCGCCCUCACCUUCUCCAACUACGUGCUACAGCCGCUCUUCCCUACCUGCUUCCCCCCGGAGUCUGGCCUGCGACUCCUGGCUGCCAUCUGCUUGCUACUGCUCACGUGGGUCAACUGCUCCAGUGUCCGAUGGGCCACCCGGGUUCAAGACAUCUUCACAGCUGGGAAGCUCCUGGCCCUGGCCCUGAUCAUCAUCAUGGGUGUUGUGCAAAUAUGCAAAGGAGAAUUCUUUUGGCUGGAGCCGAAGAACGCAUUUGAGAAUUUCCAAGAACCUGACAUCGGCCUCGUUGCUCUGGCUUUCCUCCAGGGCUCCUUUGCCUAUGGAGGCUGGAACUUUCUUAAUUACGUGACUGAGGAACUUGUGGAUCCCUACAAGAACCUUCCUAGAGCCAUCUUCAUCUCCAUCCCACUGGUCACAUUUGUGUAUGUCUUUGCCAAUGUCGCGUAUGUCACUGCAAUGUCCCCCCAGGAGCUGCUGGCCUCCAAUGCAGUCGCUGUGACUUUUGGAGAGAAGCUUCUGGGGGUCAUGGCCUGGAUCAUGCCCAUUUCUGUUGCCCUGUCCACAUUCGGAGGAGUCAACGGCUCACUCUUCACCUCCUCCCGGCUGUUCUUUGCUGGAGCCAGAGAAGGCCACCUUCCCAGCGUGUUGGCCAUGAUCCAUGUGAAGCGCUGCACCCCAAUCCCAGCACUGCUCUUCACAUGUCUCUCCACGCUGCUGAUGCUGGUCACCAGUGACAUGUACACCCUCAUCAACUACGUGGGCUUCAUCAACUAUCUCUUCUAUGGGGUUACAGUUGCAGGACAGAUAGUCCUUCGCUGGAAGAAGCCAGACAUCCCCCGCCCCAUCAAGAUCAGUCUGCUGUUUCCCAUCAUCUACUUGCUGUUCUGGGCCUUCCUGCUGAUCUUCAGCCUGUGGUCAGAGCCGGUAGUGUGUGGCAUUGGCCUGGCUAUCAUGUUGACGGGAGUACCUGUCUACUUCCUGGGCGUCUACUGGCAGCACAAACCCAAGUGUUUCAAUGAUUUCAUUGAGUUGCUAACCCUAGUGAGUCAGAAGAUGUGUGUGGUCGUGUAUCCCCAGAUGGAGGGGGACUCAGGGACAGAGGAAGACGCUGAUGACGUGGAGGAGGAACAGCAGAAGCCCAUGUUCCAGCCCAUUCCUGUCAAGGACCAGGACUCAGAGGAACAGCCCUAGCCCUGAGGACUGCCAUCCCUUUCACUGACCACUCCCUCCCUCCCCCAUCCUUCCUGCCCUGCAUCCCUGCCUAGGUCCCUCCAACACACACACACCUGCCUAUACUCCUGCCAGGCAGCGGCGAGACCCGGGUGUCCAUGAUGACAAAUUCUAAACACUGACCUUUGUACCCAAAGAACCUGCUUCUAACACCAAGACCCACAGGGCACCGGGGCCCGCGCACACUCCAAGGGUUUGAGGAGAGUGGAGGUGCCAUGGGUACCCUACCAAAACUCAUGCCCUUUUAGGGGUCACGGCCGCUUCUCCUCCCUAGUUCUGAGCCCAGGUGAAACUUCAGCUAGGAAGGAGGUAGCAGCCCCGGGGAGGUGGUUGGGCAGGACAACACCACCCACCGUCAGCUGGAGAUGCUCAAAUGCCUCCUCAUUCACCGGGACCCAAAAGACAGAGGGUUCACAUCUCCAUCCUGUGUCACUACCACUCCACUGCCCAGCCUAGGCCCCCUGCCCAGAAACUUUCCCUUUCAGGAUGCUUCCUCCCCGCUGAGCUAAGGACCAAGAAGGAGGACCACCCCACCCCCAGCUCUAAGCCAAGCUUGUGGAAUACAUAGGGGAAGGCUCAGAGUGCUAUCCCUGCUCCUGCUCCUGCAUCCUGUCCCCUCAUGGUGCCAAAGCUCCCUGCAGCCAGAAAGGCUUCUUAUGUUCAGUCUAAUAGACAUAAUAGACACCUCUCUCUCUCUCUCUCUCUCUCUCUCUCUCUCUCUCUCUCUCUCUCUCUCAAGGGCAAAGCAACUCAACUACUCCCCCAACCACUGUGUGAAAGAGCAGUGGCCCUCUUAUCAUCCCAGCAGCUCUUCCCACCCACAACACUGCCAGCCACCAUCACCCCUUGACGCCCCUGGACCUUGGCUCAAGAACCAGGCAGGAAGGAUCCCCAAGCCCUUCAGGCCUGAAAUAAAGAGUCAAACUAGCCUUAAGUCAUCUCCCAUCCAAGAACUGGGCCUAAAAAUGCUCCCUUGUUCUACCCUUCAGGUCAGACCAGGUGUUAAAUGCUUUCCCCGGAAGGAAGGGUGUUUUCCCUGCCCCAGAGGUGUUCAGCCCUCACCCUGGGGAGACCAUAUUGAGGAGGGGGAGGGGGUUGAAGGCUAGUUCCUCUCCCCUCCCCUGACUCAAAUGAUCCUACCACCGUCCUGCCAUCCCAUUGAGACAAGAUGGAAAGACAGUGGCAGAUGGCACUCCCUUUGGAGACCUCAGAAAAGCCCCUUCCGUGAGAGCCGCUGACCUGUGCUCUACAGGAAGGUCACAGUGUUUGCCUUGUCCUGGAAGCCUCUGUACCUGCUCUAAGGACAGGAUCCUUAGGUCACAAAGCAGAACCCCAACCUCCAUUCCAUCUACUUAAACUGGAAUACCCCUGGGCCUUUUCCUGGCCCCUGUCAGGUCUCCCAACUUCCCACCUACCUCACCUAACCCCUAACAGGUGAGAGGCUGGGUUUGGGCUGAAUUAUGGCCCUUCAGAGUGCAGUUCAGGCAGGCUAUGGGGCCUCUGGGGGACCAGGGACCAUCCCUCUACCCCUUUCUUCUCAUUCCUCUGGUCUCUACGCACCCUGUCCUUGGAUUAUUAUCUUUUUUUUUUUUAAAGUGGAUGCCUUACUUUUUGGAUAAAUAUU
Molecule: messenger RNA, 3933 nt
Organism: Onychomys torridus (southern grasshopper mouse)
Lineage: Eukaryota; Metazoa; Chordata; Mammalia; Rodentia; Cricetidae
Gene: Slc7a8
Product: solute carrier family 7 member 8
Exons: 11
Coding region: 660-2270 (536 amino acids)
Biological process (GO): amino acid transmembrane transport; neutral amino acid transport
Cellular component (GO): membrane
Molecular function (GO): L-amino acid transmembrane transporter activity; neutral L-amino acid transmembrane transporter activity
Source: RefSeq, a predicted model, not a curated record